Megalobrama amblycephala (Wuchang bream) is the source of this 2418-nucleotide messenger RNA. It is a transcript of the gene scnm1, whose product is annotated as sodium channel modifier 1. The coding region runs from base 582 to 1358 and encodes 258 amino acids. Lineage: Eukaryota; Metazoa; Chordata; Actinopteri; Cypriniformes; Xenocyprididae. Gene Ontology annotation, biological process: RNA splicing. The record is from RefSeq and is a predicted model, not a curated record. Gene Ontology annotation, cellular component: nucleus. The transcript is spliced from 8 exons.
AUCCGCCCAUGUCUCACUCAUUUCGGCGAAUCGGUUCCUUCGGACAAUAAGUAGGUUACAAUGGUUCAUGAGUUCUUUUGCUUGGCGUAUAAAGCUUAGUUCACCCAAAAAUGAAAAGUCUGUAUGAAUUUCUUUCUUCUGCUGAACACAAAGGAAGAUAUUUUUGAAGAAUGUCGGUAACUAAACAGUUGUGGGGCACCAUGGUAUUUUUCCAUAUGGAAGUCAAUAGUGCGGAUUUUUCAAAAUAUCUUCCUUUGUGUUCAGCAGAAAAAAGAAAUUCAUACAUGUUUGGAACAACUUGAGGGUGAGUAAAUGAUGUCAGCAUUUUUAUUUUUGAGUGAACUAUCCAAUCCUUUUAUUUCGGACAUGUCAAAAACCGAUUCAGAUUUGCGAACCGGUCUACUAAGAACCGACUCCAAAGAACGAUUCGUUCGUGCAUCGGACAUCACUACCCACAAUCCCACAGACAAAAACAGGAAGGAAUGGAUGUUUUUAGUAAGCCUGCUUAUCUGUUGUAGAGAAAUAAGAAAAACUACUUAUAAUAACGUUACCUAGAAGUAUAAGACCGCGGGUCACCAAACAUGUCUUUCAAACGGGAGGGUGAUGAUCAAAGUCAGCUAAAUGUACUGAAGAAACGACGCGUAGCAGAUCUUCUGUCAAACUUUAUCCCAGACGAUGAAGCUGUUCUGAUGAAAAACGGAAGAUACAGCUGCCUUGUGUGUUCUCACCGUCCUGUAUUUGACACUGUUGAUAUGCUCGUGGUGCACAGGAAGGGAAAGAGACAUCUUGAAGGAAUGAAAUGGUUCUACGGCAAAAAGAAUCAACUGCAACGUGAAAUUGAUAAAAGAAGGCAUCAAGACUAUGUCAAAGCAGAAGAUGAUCGACAGGAACCCUCCAGUUCAGCUCCUCUACUGAGCCAAACACGCAAAAUUACCCAUCAUGCCUUACUCAGAACUGCUCCGUACAGUAGCUGCCACAGAAAGGCCAGUGAACGAACUGAAUCGUCAGGAUGUGGUCAAGAGGAUAGAAAUGAUCAAGUCAACAAUAUCAACCCCCACACAUCCAUGAGGACAGGAAGUAUUGACUCCAUGUCAACAACUAGCACGACAGUGCAUGAGGGCCAGACUGAAGGGAAAGUAGAGACAAAGAAGAGAAAGAAAGGGUCCAGCAUUGUGACAUCCGCUGAUUGUGAGCCUCUAACAGAGCAGAGACGCAGAGAACUGGACCACUACCUCAAAUUAAAGAGUUCAGGGUGGCUGCAGGACCGAAGUGGUAAAUGGGUAAAAGAUGAGAAUGUCGAGUUUGACUCCGAUGAAGAAGAACCAGCUCUGUUGCCUCCCUGCAGUGAAUCUUCAUAGCAGACUCUGUUAAACAGCUCCAUACUGUUCAGCAACUGCAAAAAAGGCUUCAGGCUACAUUUAAACUGAACUGUGUGCAAGAUGACGACAGUGUUCUCGACAGUCACAGCUCUCAUAUGACAUCUUUUACGUGUGACCCACUUUAUAUACAGUAAGGUUGAAACUUUAAGACAUUCUUUCUGGAAAAGAAUUUGAGCUGUUGCGUUUUGCAAAUUGUAUUAGUACUGUGUACUUGCCAUCUUAUUUUUAAAAAAAAUCUGAUUCUGACCCAAUAGAGGAUGUUUUAGAAAAUGCAAAAAGAAUGUCAUAUAUAAAUAAAGUUAUAACCUCUCAGUCUGUUCAAUCUCAUGUGGUAUAUUUUUACAAAUAUCAUUAUCAUUUUCCUUUCCAUGUGUGAAUGUUGGUUGCAUGAUUGAAUAGGGCCAAAUCUGUUCCAAAUCGAGAACAGAAUGUGGAACGGCUGCUUCGUACUGUGGUUCCUUUGCCAAAUGCCAUCAGAGUGAUCUUGGCAUAGUGGGACCACAUUCUGCAAUAGACUUGUUAAGUUUAGUCACCCACAGAAAUCAAAAAUUCACUUUUGUGACUGCUGUCGCUUUUUACAAAUUCUUUAAAAAACUGUACUUGUUAAUUGGUGGCGCUUGAGAAUCUUCAUAGGUUAGCAGCUGUUCCAAAGGGGAGCAUAAAUCUCCUCGAGGAAGGCGGUAUAUUUGGAGCUUUGUAACUCAAAGCCAUCAGCCUGGGUUUCAUGACUGGGCGGUUCACGUGUAUAAAUAGGUUAGCUGAGGGGGAGCAGGAAGCACGGCUGUGGGAUAUUGAAUAGUUCCAUUUGUUUUUUGCCUCGGGGUUUGGGUCAUCAUUUGAAAAGGUUAAUCAUAUAAUCAAAGUUAUGAAAUGACUCAUGCAUCAUUUUAUCUCAAUCCUCUUUUAAUUUAAUAAUGCAUAAUCUAAAUCUAAUCUAAAUCAUAACAGAGUCCAGAUCUUCAAAUGAUGAUGAAGCUGUUUUUUUGUUUUGUUUAUACAAUGAGUCUGUUGAGAGCAUCUGCUUUAAGAAUGCAUUACA